AUGGGCAACAAAUUAGACGGAGUAUUGUUGAGGCAGUGCCAGCCGCAUCAACAACAACACCAACAAGAUCGUUACGACUUCAGACAACAACAUCAGAGGCAGUCCCUGCAGCAACAACAACAACAACAACCUCCUUCACAAAAACGUUCAACAUUUCGCAGACGGAGGGGCAAAUUAAGUUCAUGCCCUGACCUACUUAAAGAAAAUGACCUACUUUCAUCGGCUGACAUUGGUGGAAGAUGGAAAAAAUAUAAUGACGUGUGGGGCGGAGAAGGGUGGAGUGGUGGUCUGAAGGAUGACUCGCUUCAAAACAAUUCAGAAUAUAAAGCGGAGUACCACAAUCCAGAUUGCGACGUUCCAAUAAAAAUCUACCGGUCCUAUACCGAUAUUCACGGCCAAUCGAAUCACCAAACAUCCGAUCCACCUCUCAAAAUUACCGUUUACCGCAAGAGUCAAGAAAGUCUGAACAACGUCGGGCGAGUCCAGUCGGUACCGAGAGGGAUGAACAGGACAGAUUAUUCCGGUUCAACCGAUCUUUCGAAUAGCAUCGAAUCUAGAUUAUCGAUCGGUACGCAAGAAAUUACGAGGCCUCCAUCGAGAAGGAGUAUUUCAAGAUCUAGUAAUGCUACACCGAGUAGUACUGCAGUUGGAGGGGGAGCUGGCAGAGUCGUGUUGAACGUUGAAGACUUUCCUCCAAUCGAGCUGGUCAAAAAAAAGUUGACAACCUUCCGCGAGUUCAUGAGCAACUUCAUCGUCAAGCACUUUAGUCAGAUGUCGCUAACUGACCAAAUGUCCUCGCUCUGUGUGGCCGUCAUGCCGGAUAGAGCCAACCAAUCAAUUUCCUUGCUCAGUUAUCUUGAAAACCGCGAUAUGACACGUGACCUGGAGGUCGUCGAUGUCAAUAGGUUGAAUUUUUUACCUCCUUAUUCUUUCUACCCCACGCUUCCUGCAUUCUUAUUGGUUGAUAUAAAUAAAUUGAGAAGAGAAAUGAACCAAUCACAUGAUUACUCGACGCAAUGCCAGGAGAUGUCAUCAAAAAUAAUCGCCUACUUGGCUCGACACACUGCUGACGAGUUGGCUCGUAUUUACGAAUAUCAAGUAUCGUUAAUUCAAGAGACAAUAGCUUUGAGACUGCUAGCAAAGUACGUCUCAAAUAAUAUUUUUGAAGUCCUGAAAUCUAAAAAUAAACUUCUCGACACCAAUUCGAUGGUUGCAGCCGGAGAGUUCCUGUGGGGUAAGAAGGGGGGGAACGUAGGGGAGUACGUAGCCCCAAAAUGGAUUUCUAUUAUUUGUUUUUCAAAAGAGUUCAAAUGGAACUUGUAUGAUAUUUUUAAAAAGUGCGCGCUACGUAAAGAUAUUUACUUAGAUCAGACCAAGAUCCAGCCUAAUACAACGGUAGUUGGCAGCAGUUGCAACAAUCGUUCUCCGUCACCAUCUUCGUCGUCCUCUCCUUAUUAUCGCGCUCGAUCUACGUCAUCUCUGACGUCAUCAAUCAACAACCAAUCAGCAGAAAGAAGAUCGAAUGAUUUGGAAUGCAUUGGUCCUUGGAAGUUUUUUGCUUGUCCUGAUUGCGAACCGAUGCUGUAUGGCUAUCGAAAUCAGUCGAUUGAAUAUGAUUUUGUGAGGCGAUGUUACAGAUUGUCGAAUCUAGAGGAAUCGUAUUUCAAUGAAGAAUUACCAUGGAGGUAUGACGAUUUUCAUCGUGUAUAUUCGCCAUAUUAUCGAAUAAUAUCAAACAUUCAGCUGAUCGAAUAUUGCGAAUGGUUGCAUAGUUUUAAAAACCCUAGCGGACAUCAGGAAGGUAGGUCUGGUCGUUACUACGGUAGUGAGUUGGAACACGACUGUACUAGUAGGAUCAGUCAGAUCAGCUUUGACGGAUUGAAAGAAUUUUUGAGGCAAGUUAAAUCCGGACCCCACGUCAGGGAAGAUCUUGUAAUAAUUUAUAGGGAUGUGCUGGGGUAUAAUUUCGGAGCUUUCAGCAGUAGUAGCAGUAGUGGUGGUAAUUUAAAAUUGGAAGUCAGUUUGCUCAAACAAAUGCUCCUGAAUUAUAGUGACCCAAAAUAUUUCUCAUCAACGACGCGGCCUCAUUGCAGAAAUGAUGCUCUAGAUAACAUCAAUGAUAAUUAUGCAAUCUCUCUGGAUGCUCACCAGCCGACCAACUUCCAGCAACAUGUUCCACAACAACCACCACAACAACAACAACAACAAAUAUUUCAUCAACCGCAAAACUACUUACAACAACAUUAUCAACAUCAAAUGCAACAAACCACACAACCAAACCUUCAACAACAUCAGCAACAACACCAGCGGCCAAGUGACGAAUCACUGAGCAGAGUUUUAGCGCAAGUUACAAUCGGCUGCGAUCAACUGCGUAGUAAACUUGAAGACAUAGAUCCCAAAAAGUGA
This is a messenger RNA of Helobdella robusta, 2406 nucleotides long. RefSeq lists its product as hypothetical. The coding region runs from base 1 to 2406 and encodes 801 amino acids. Gene Ontology annotation, biological process: regulation of transcription by RNA polymerase II. The transcript has 4 exons. Gene Ontology annotation, cellular component: nucleus; aryl hydrocarbon receptor complex. Gene Ontology annotation, molecular function: nuclear receptor activity; transcription cis-regulatory region binding. The record is from RefSeq and is a predicted model, not a curated record. Lineage: Eukaryota; Metazoa; Annelida; Clitellata; Rhynchobdellida; Glossiphoniidae.